UUGAAUGCGAAUUGUCGCAUUGGGAGAAAAUGGAUGAGAGUGCGACAAAUAUGUUUCGACUCGGCGGUGGUGAAGUCGAGCGGAGAUAAGCCCCGAUUCAUUGCUCGGGAUGAGUUCAACUACCGAUAGGGAUUCGAUCAACGCAAGCUUACUUGGGAAAAAGACAUCUCAACAUUGGAUCCACGACUUUGUGUAGAUCUUGAUUCAUUGAACUGUAGAAGAGGACGACAGUAAUCAAAGUUCUCCCAGCUAUGUGCCAAAAUUGGCACCAAAAGAUCGGUUGUCAAGCUCUGUUUCCACAGUAAGAAGACAAGGAAGACGAAGAACGGAGACCGUCCAAGAACGCGAAAGAGUCCUUUGACAGUUCGAUGGUGUUUGAUUCAGUUAGUUGGGGAACAUUGAUUCAACAAUAACUGUUGGUUCAAUGAUUCUUAUUAUUCGAAAAAGUUUCCUUGCUCAAAUUUUUUUCUCUUAUAAAGAGGAUUUCAUACUUGCAAUGCACUCAUACUGAGGAUAGAAGAGGAGAGGAGGAGAGAGAUGACGCUGAAGGUGUACGGUCAUCGGCUGUCGCAGCCGUCGCGGGCGAUUAUAAUCUUCUGCAAGGUCAACGGUAUUGACUUCGAGGAGGUGACGAUUGAUUUCACGACGGGCAAGCAUCGUUUGCCCGAUUUCAAAGAGAUAAACCCAAUGGCAGAAGUUCCAGCAAUUGUUCAUGGAGAUUUAAAGCUCUUUGAGAGUCAUGCUAUUUUGUGCUAUCUUGCUAGUGCAUUUCCAGGAGUUCCGGACGGCUGGUAUCCUGCUGAUAUCAUCUCAAGAGCAAAAAUACAGUCCAUUUUGGAUUGGCACCAUUCCAACCUACGCCGUGGUGCAUUGAACUACUGUAUCAACAGUGCACUGGGACCUGUACGCAGUCUUCCAUUAAAUCCACAAGCAGCAAUUGAAGAUGAGAAAAUUUUAAGUGCGUCCCUUUCAAAGUUAGAGACUGUAUGGCUUAAAGGAGAUGCAAAAUUUUUACUGGGAAACCUCCAGCCAUCUGUUGCGGAUCUCAGUCUUGCCUGUGAGAUUAUGCAACUUGAGGUUGUGGAUGAGAAAGAUCGCGAGAGAAUAUUGGGGCCUCACCCGAAGAUAUUGGAAUGGAUCGACAAUGUAAAGUCUGCUACCAGUCCUCAUUUUGAGGAAGUCCAUGAGCAUCUGCAGGAAGUCAAGGCAAGAAUAGCAUUAUUGAAGUCAGCCUGAAAUCCAACCGGAAACCUUUAAUCCGAUAGAACAGGUGAUCUGAUGCAGCAGUUUAUAUGUAGUAGCUUGCAGUGAUUGUAAUAUAGCACUGAAAUAAUGUGCCCUGUGUGCGUGUUUAUUUUGGGUCUUUGUGGUGUAUUAAGAACAGUUCUUGAAGUUUUCCUAUGUGUCAAACCUUCUAAAUUAAUGAUUAAAACAACUAUUGUAUUUGCA
Musa acuminata subsp. malaccensis (wild Malaysian banana) is the source of this 1449-nucleotide messenger RNA. Its product is annotated as glutathione S-transferase T1. The record is from RefSeq and is a predicted model, not a curated record. NCBI's taxonomy places the organism in Eukaryota, Viridiplantae, Streptophyta, Magnoliopsida, Zingiberales, Musaceae.